AUGAACGCCCGAGGUUCAGAAUUUGCACGAGCUCGCAGAUCCGACGCACCAUCGACUAGGAAAGAGAAAGUCCGUAAAAAGCGGCUGAAGGUCAAGCCAGAACUCAGUGAUGAAUACAAGCAGUCCGAGAGCGUCUACUACAGGAAGACUGGUAAUGAGUCAGUUGUGGGCAGCGGCACAUACGGCAAGGUAUACAAAGCUAUACAUGUCUACACGGGAGGCAUGGUGGCUCUCAAAAAGAUCCGCAUGGAGGGUGAACGUGACGGAUUCCCUGUCACUGCCAUACGCGAGAUCAAGCUUCUGCAGUCGCUCAACCAUCUUAAUGUCGUGCCCCUACUGGAGGUCAUGGUCGAACGCAACGACUGCUUCAUGGUUUUUGAGUAUCUCUCUCACGACUUGACGGGCUUGUUAAAUCAUCCAUCCUUUGCUCUUACACCUGCCCACAAAAAGCAUCUUGCAAAGCAGCUGUUCGAGGGUCUCGAUUACCUGCACAGAAGAGGAGUCCUGCAUCGAGACAUCAAGGCCGCUAAUAUACUCAUUUCCAAGACUGGCGAGCUCAAACUAGCUGACUUUGGUCUGGCGCGAUUCUACCAAAAACGGCAGAAGCAAGACUAUACGAAUCGUGUCAUUACGAUCUGGUAUCGGAGCCCCGAAUUGCUGCUCGGUGAGACUCAGUAUGGCCCUGCGGUUGACAUUUGGAGUGCCGCUUGUGUCCUGGUAGAGAUCUUUACUCGUCAUGCAAUCUUUCCUGGCGACGGCAGUGAGAUCAACCAACUGGACAAGAUAUACAAUGUGCUUGGAACGCCGUCACGCAGCGAAUGGCCUGGCAUACACGAAUUACAAUGGUACGAGCUCCUGCGUCCAACGCACCGAUUGCAAUCGACCUUUGCAGAAAAGUAUCGAGAGCGAGUAUCACCGGAAGCUUUUGAACUUUUGCAGGCAAUGUUCCUGUACGACCCUGCAAACCGACCUACUGCUGCCGACGUACUCGAACAUCCAUACUUCACGAUCGAAGAACCGAAGCCAGCACAAGUGGUUGAACUUGCAAACCUUGAAGGCGAUUGGCAUGAGUUUGAGAGUAAAGCUUUGAGGAAAGAAAAGGAAAGGCACGAGCGCGAUGCCAGACGUGCUGCUCGAGAAGGUGAUAAGCGGAAGGCGGAAGAGACGCCUACUGGAGCUGCGCCGCCUGAUGCGAAGAAGAUGAAGCCUCCUCCUGGACCCGCUGCGGAUGUUGGCGCGUAG
Molecule: messenger RNA, 1242 nt
Organism: Sphaerulina musiva SO2202
Lineage: Eukaryota; Fungi; Ascomycota; Dothideomycetes; Mycosphaerellales; Mycosphaerellaceae
Product: Pkinase-domain-containing protein
Exons: 2
Coding region: 1-1242 (413 amino acids)
Biological process (GO): protein phosphorylation; transcription elongation by RNA polymerase II; positive regulation of transcription elongation by RNA polymerase II
Cellular component (GO): cyclin/CDK positive transcription elongation factor complex; nucleus
Molecular function (GO): cyclin binding; ATP binding; cyclin-dependent protein serine/threonine kinase activity
Source: RefSeq, a predicted model, not a curated record